Messenger RNA from Pelobates cultripes (western spadefoot toad), 28991 nucleotides. The record is from the annotation of a GenBank genome assembly. NCBI's taxonomy places the organism in Eukaryota, Metazoa, Chordata, Amphibia, Anura, Pelobatidae.
UCAGGUAUAUUUCCCCUUCCCUUCUGACCUUUUACCCAGGGAGGGGGGAGAUUGCAGCCCUGGUGGUCCGGUGGAGAAGCCCUGGUGGUCCGGUGGUGAGUUUACUCUCAUGAGAUCCGCUUCGACCUCUCGAGAAGAAGGACCAGGAGGAGCUGCUAGAUAGAGCUACCGGGUCCUCUCUCUCCUACCUCCCAGCUGCCCAGUAAAGUGCUUGUGGGACGGUGAGGCCCAUGAAGGCACACAGCAGGGCCGGCACUCGAAUAGCGCUGUCCCUGCAGGGGUUGGCAGGGGAGAUCCUGCGAUCUCCCAUGCCGGCCUCGGCCCAUGGCCAUCGCGGCCCACCGGGCAUUUGCACCCUUGUGAAACAAGAAGUCACGGUUUAAUAAAAUGUUUUUAAAUAUCAAUAGUAAUAUACUUCAAUUCUAUUUCUCAUAUGAAAUCAUAGGGGAGCCAAUAAUUGUGCCACAUGUAUGUUUAAAAAGUUUUUUAAAUAUAUAAAGUAUAUUGUAGCCGUAUUAGUCCAAUGACGCCGAUGUUAAAUAACAGCUCAAAUUUGUAUCUUGUAAUAUCUUUUUUUAGUGUAUUAGCAGAAUUUUGUAAUGACAAGCUUUCGGGAGAACCUCCCUUUCUUAAAUCUGAAGCAUUUCUGAGCAAAGACAACACAUUGAAUUCAAAGCUGAGUUGUGAUACAGAGGUUAAAUAUAGAUGGAUAGAUGGAUGUGGAAUAAAAGAAAUAGGGGUUGUAUGCACUGGAUGCAUCAAAAAUAAAACCUAAUAUAUCCAAGUUGCAACACUGAGCUGAGUUGAAGAUUUUUUUGUUUUUGUUUUCUUUCUCCAACUCAGCUAUUUUGACUGUAGUGUAUAAACUGCAUUGCUUUUAAUGGAUUACCCUUUGCCCCUUUAAAGUGACCUUUAGGUUCUGUUUGUAAUGUAUUGUGUCUACGUUUGUUCUCUAUCUUCAGUUUGAUCAGUUUAUUCAAAUAUGUGUUAUUAUGUUUUCUAAAAGAGACCUCCCAAAAUGCUGACUUGUAUGACUUGUUUUGGAUUUUUCUUUUUUUAAAUUUGUAUUAAUUUUUGUUUUGCUAUUUAGUAUUUCUGUGUAUAUUUAAUAUACUUUCUUUAAUAAAAAAAUAAUAAUAGUGGUCAAUUAAAUAGCUUCACUGACAUUUCUAAUAAACGUCUUUUUUGACAGUACUGUAUAUCAUAUUUUUUAACCAUGAGAAAUUUACCUAGUAACCUAUUACCUAGCCGUGUUUCCGAAGUCCAGAUUUGCAGUUCUCUUGUUUGCAUUCCAAGUAUUUUUUUGGCCCACAUUACUCCAUAUCAACAGGGCAGGUUGAUCUGAUAUUUUGUUUGUAAUCUCCUUCCAUAGAAGCAGGCUAACCUUGCAAAAAAUGAGUUUUCAGAAUACAUGUAUCAAACAAAACCAUUACUGAUAUUCUAAGUCCGCAACGUUAAGUUCCCAGCGGUUUGUUGUCAAGUUUUCGAAUACAUUGAUCAGAAGUCGCCUAUUUCCUGUUGCUUUCCUGCUAACCCUAUUUCUAAAUUAGGACUUUAAACCUUUACAGCCAUGCAAAUGCCCCGUGCCUGCUUACGUACCAAUUGUGGCAAAUGUACAGAUGCAGGUGUAAUUAUAGGGAUUUACCAAUUUGUUGAAAAGCAGAAAUGUAUGCAAAUUGGACAAACAUAUCAUUUUUUUUUUUACAAAUUGUUUUUUUUUUUCCUUUUCCAUUUUUAUUUCUUUUAACUAAGCCCCCAAUAUGCCUUUACCUUAAAAAUACAAUAAAGGGAGUGCAUCUGCAUCCUCAAUGCAGUGGUCUGUUAUUGAUGGUCAGAUCUAUUCACUGCAGUGAGAAUUCAAAGUGAAUUUUCCAAUUCUAGUAUUUUGAUCCCAGAUUUGAAAUUCACUCUGAAGUCUUUUUAUUUUUUGUAAAUAACACUCUAUGUGUGGCUGAGAGUGAUGAGGAUCUCGACAUUUGAUGAGAUGAGUACCCAUGAGUGGAUAGGGGUUAUUUAGCCUCUUUAUUUCACUCUGUAACGCUUCUUCAGUGUAGGUUUAGCGUGUUAAAUCUAUCACGUCUCUCUCCUGUAUGAUAUGAUACAUCUGAUGUGAUAAAAUGUGCAGAUUUCUUUAUGCCAUCUUACCUUUUGGGAAAGCAUUGGAUUGUCUGAGAUCAUCAUGUUUGAUUAACUCUCAGCCCAGGAGAUGGGGUGACCUCGGCAAGGGAGUAAUGUUAAGUGGAUCUUACCUUUUAAUACCCUUACUGCGGGGUCGGCCACUUAUAGGGAGAGUAAAACUAUAGUGUUAGGAAUAUAUGUUGGUAUCACUAAUGCUUUUUUGUAACUUUAAACGGCAUUCCAGGUUGGGGUACACCAGAUCAGUUCUGGAGAGAGGACUGGUUCUCCCCGUGUAGGUAAACCUCUCAAAAUCCAGGUGUCUAAAUGUGUUUAAACAGUCGACAAACCUAUUGGCAUGGGUAUGACUUCACAAUUUGGAGUUGCCAUGGUUUAAUCUAUGGCAAUUGGGUUUGUAAGGGCGCACACACAUAGCUUUGCCAUCAUCUCACUGGAUUGAAUCCCCAGACUUCAGGAACUGCCCUGCACUUGCGGUUCUCUGUUGGGCCUGGUCUUUUUAACAGCUGAAAAUGUUUUUCAGUUUUAGAAGGUAGAUCUUUUUUGCAAUGCUUCCAAAGUCUUUUUCUGGGGUGGAACUAAAGAGGCUGGCUUAUGGCUCAGCUUUGAGCAAAACAUUUAUUUAUUUUAGGCAAAAACUAUAAAGAUUUGAGCAUGCAAAAAACAAAACAUAUUAAUGACGGCAAAAACCUAUGAAAUGCGUUAAAGUUGCAUUGGUGCAGUGAGUGUCCUUUUAACACAAGAAAGUCCUAAAAUCAAAAAACAAACAAACAAAAAUAAACCUUCAGUAAAUGUAGGCUGCUAGAACCAGUAAAUGGUACUGAAUUCCUACUAAUCUCCCUAUAUAAUAUUUAAUAGAGAUGAUUGGCAUCUUCAGUAAGUUUGAGCACACCUUUAGAAAAGAGGUAUUGGAUCAAGCAACAGCCAAAUGCCAAAUCUGACAAACUGUCAGGGUCGAGGCUUGGAGGAUGAUAACAUGUGAAACUCUUGCUGUUGUUUAUAACAUGACUGUUAUAUCCCUACUAAUACUCAAUAAAUCUCUAAAGAGAUGGAAAUUGAUCUUGUGCCUCCUCCAAUGUCUCCCAAACUGGUGUCUGGGCUUGUUGUGCUAAUAUCAACAAGUUCCUACAUUUCAGGAUUUCUGUUUCUUCCUGGUUGUUUAGCUCAGUGGAGCUAAACUCAAGAGUCAGCAAUUGUCUUGAGCACCUGCCUUGCAAAGACUUGCCAUCGAGCUGCAUUGCCUGUGAUUAAACAGUCAUUAUUAUUAUUAUUAUUAUUGGUAUUUAUAUAGCGCCAACUAAUUCUGCAGCGCUUUACAAUAUUAUAAAAGGGGGAUUUUCCAUUAAAUGAGACAAUUACACAGUGACACAGGAACAAUAGGUAGAUGAGGGCCCUGCUUACAGUCUAGAGGAGGUGGGGUACAUAUACACAACAAGGCAGCAAGGGUGACAUUCAAGCCAUUGGAAGUUUGGGCUGCGGAAGAAGUGGAGUGCUAGCAAAGGCUGCAGACAAGAAAGCUUUUGCAAGCUGUUUUUAGAUAUAACCCCAAUUUAAAAAAAUAUAUAUAUUUUUAAAUGUAUACAUUUUUUCAUUGUGGCUAUAUAUACAAAACUUGCAAACAAAGAGAGGAGUGCAUACACUAAAAAGAAGGGGAAUACUUUUACAGACAGGGAGAACUAGUUCCCCAAAAUGUCCAAUGAACGUAAAUAGAAAAUGUCCAGGCACACCCCAGAUGGUUUCUUCUAAAAGACAGCCUUUAUUUGUAACCAAGAAAUAAAAACACUGUCUCAGUUUCUACAUGAAUGUUUGUUUGUAUAUAAUGUACUUAUUUUAUUUUUUAUGGGGGGAGAGGGUGGUUUAACAUCCCUUGGUGGAUUCUAGGGUGAUGCACAUCCCCUUUAUCUUCCUCCCAUGGCGGAAUAGCAUCUGCAACAAAUUGAGUUGCUUAUUAUUAAACAGGGAAAUGGCUUUCACGGUAUGCUGUUAGUGGUCCGAUGGGUCUUCCAUUCGAUGUCCAGCCACUUCUAGUCUGUUCCAAGACUGGAGCGGUCUAACAUUAAAUGAGCUGAUCCCGUAAGAACCUCGGAGGUGGCAGUAUCCAGAACCUGGAUUUUUGAGAGCUUAAGCACCUUACUUCAUUUAAUUUUUGCUCUUUUUCGCCUCUACAGCUUCAGUCUACAGCUGCCUCUGUUAGUCAGCUCUGUCCUGCGGGGAAUAUGCAUGAUGUAUGUUAUCUAGUGUGCCAAAAUCUUUGUGAACCGUUUACAAUUUAGUCUUUACAGCUGAGUAUGUAUAUACACCAAAAAAAGAAGGGGGUUGGGGGGGAUAAAUACAGCCCAAUCCCCACCAACAAGUGAAUUGAUAUAAAAUCACAUCCUAUAUUUAGGUACACAGCUCCCUCCCAGAAUAUCCCAGAAAGUAUCAAUUUAACAGAAAUGCAAGCAAAAAAUAGAGGAUACAGCUGUAGAUCUACAAAAUGAGAAAAGCAAUAAUAGCGUAAUACAGUUUAGAACACAGUUUAGUGCUCCUUCAAGAUUGCACUUACAGUGUGAAGACAUAAUAUAACGCCUUAGGGUAUCUCCCCUUCUAAUUCUCUGGGGGCAAAGAAAUUAUAAAAAAGAAUAUAUUGUAUGGUCCUACGCAUUUUGACCCAAACAAAUUGGACUUUCUUAAGGACCUUAAUCAAAUAAAAAUCAAACAUCAAAUUAUUAGGAUUAUUUUAUGCUGUUAUUUUAUAUUUGAUUUUUACAGCUGAGCACCUUAUGGUAAAGAAUAAUAAAACAAUUUACGUAAUGUUCCUGUUACUUGGAUUUUAUUUCGUAAAAAAUUUCUUCUUGAGCUUUCGAGAUGGUCUGAAUGUCUAAGGAUAGAAAGACUUAAAUGAAUCAUCUCUGACAGCUGAUGGUAAAUGACGGUUACAUCUCUUUAGCCGUUAAUGAUAACUGGAAGCUGCGCAUGUUCUGUAUUAGUUCAUGGCCAAUCAAAAUGAUAUUUUUCUUCACUAAUGUGAUUUCAUAUUAUAUUUGUGGAAAUGUUUUUGUUAUGGUAAACACUUGUGUCAAAUGUGUAUGUGUCUUCGCAUACGUAACAUCAUAGCAUUGCAAUAUAUAAAAAAAAAAAUGAAAUAUGUCCCUUUUAGAUUUUUAAAGGAGCACUAUAGCAUUAGGAAUGCAAAUCUGUAUUCUUAACACUAUAAUGCCCCUGUACAAAUUAAACACAACUCCCCCUCCCCCUCCUUACACACUCCAUUGGCGCUACUCACCUCUCCGCCACCCCCAAAAUCAUCGAGGAAGCAUGACCUCCUCCAUGACAGUCCAAUGUUACAUUACAGGGUUAAAAGAACAGGGCCACACCAUCUAAAACACCACGUCAUUGAAAUAAUUUGGUCUUGGUGACGUUAGUGUCCCCUUAGUUUUACAAAGCAGCAUUCCUUCUAUUAAGAUUUACCUGUCAUAAUAUCGUUUUAGAAAAUUUAAAACAUUUAUAUAAAUUCUCUUUAAACCCAAUCUGAAUGUUUUUUUUUUUUUUUUAUUAUACUUGUUACAAAUAUUUGUUGAUACAUUAGAAGAGGUUGAUGCAAAUUAACCUCCUGCUUAGUUUCAGAUCACCUUCUGAAGACUCAUCUAAUAACUUUCAGAAUUACGUUGAACGCAACUAGUAAACAGUUUUAAUUCAAAACAAGAUUCUAGACAGAAAAAAUGUGACCUCUUUCAUUAAGGAUAGGUAUAACGUAAUUCUUGUUCAGUGUGACCACAGCAAUAAUUAGUGUCCGCAAAACAUGUUGUUUUUUUCCCUAGCUUUUAACUUUUUUUUAAAGCACAGAUUAUUAGUUAUGGAGAUUUGAAAUGGAUGAGGAAGCUUUUUACAUAACAUAAUUGGUACUUUGUUAUAAAACCUCACUUUGAUUCCUUAUACAAAAAUCCAAUUUGUAAGUUUUUAUCAGGAUAAACUUAUUUUACACAAUGAGAUGAAACAGAAAUCUAUGGAGGAAAAAUGCAAUAGUAUAAUUAACUUUUUAUAAAGUAAAUUGUUAGAAGUACUGAGAAACCUAUUGCGUAGGCACACUUGCUGUAAAUUUGGUCUUAGAGAGAGAUAGGAUUAACCAUUUAAAUGGUUACUGCAAGCAUCAUAACUACUACAGCCCACUGUAUUUGUAAUGAUGUGCGGAGUACCCAGGGCCACACACCAGUAAACCGUUUUGACCUAUUGCUUGUGUCCCCGCCAUGCCUUCUUAUUGCUCUGACGCACAUCUGCCUUCUACAGAGCUGCAUAAGUUGGAUGCUGAGACUGUCACCAUUCUUUUCCUGAAAGCCAAUGAAUGCAUUUCUGUGCAUAGAAAUAUGCCCAGAAUUGACAUUAGUCAGCCCGGAAAUUCCAAUUCCAAACUUGCUGAUGACGGUGGAGUUACAACAGAGGGGUUAAACUCCAUAUGAAACUCUUCUUUGAAAUGCUAAAUUCUGCAUUGAAGCGCUAUUCAUACAGACUCCAGGGCAAGCACCAUGAUCACUUCAAGUCACUAAAGUGGUCAUGGUGUUUUGAGUAAUUACUUAAAUUACUGAUUUGUCCUAGUGUAACCCCCAGGUAUGUGCUUCCAUACAUCCCAACAAUGGAAGGCAUGGAAUCUGGAAGGGGUGGGCAGAGCCAUUAGGAGGCAUCACCAAUUGGGCAACUUGCGUCACUGGUGAAAACCAUAAUGGGCAGGCUUGCACAGAAAAGGGUCGGGUCCACUCACUGACAGCCUCCCAUCUGGAGGCUACUGACCCACUCCCUGCAUUGUCCUAGUGCCCACUGCACAGCGCAAGCACAUCUAAUGAGGCAUUCACACUAUGCUGCCCGGGGACAUUUCCCUGAUGUCCCCAUAUGCAAGAAACCAGGGAAGUGAAGUGGGCCAGGACCUCAAAAUCAGGAUUGUACCGCCUAAAGCAGGACUGCUUGGUCGACUAUGCUUUUGUAAUUCAAUCUGGUUAGUUAUUGUGAAAUUCCCAUUUAAAGUAAAUCUGUCACUUUUUUCUUUUGGUUUUCCUUUCCAUACGCUUCCUGUAUUUAGCCGAGUAUACCCCCUCCUUUGUCACUUGCCUUAAUUAAUGUUUUCCUUGAUACCUGUGUGCAGCCAUUUAGUUCUCCUCUGCCACUGAUGUCUGCUGUUUGCCCUUGUGUGGGAUGAUUUUACUGACGGAUAAAUUUAAUUGGUAACUGAAACAGAAUCUUGCUUACGCUCUCCCCAUUGUCAAUUUUUGUCAACUUAUACAUAAGGAAAAGUAAUCGCUAAUCAGGGAGCUAUAUGAAGUAGUUUAGAUGAAGUUUAUUUUGGUGGCAGAUCCACUUAAUGAGGUGGUUCCAAUCUAGUGUUCUUUGUAGACCCCUUGAGUUGCUUUGUGUCUUUAUUUAUUUUAAUUUUAUUUUUUACAAACUGUGCAGAUUUCAAUAGAAAUUGGUGCUUUUAUAAAUUAACCUUUUUACACCCCGUGGCUGUCAAUCACAAAAGUUGCAUCACUCCCAACAAUUAUGACAAGGGCAUCAGAAUGAUAAACUGUAACUGUACAAGAUGUUUAGGAUUAGAAUAAAUGAAUUGCCACCUGUCUAAACAUAUAUUUUGCCCGUGUUUGGUAAUAGUCUAUAGGUGUUUAUACUCUUUAUCUUUUCUAUCCUUAUUUAUCACGUUGUAGACUCUGAAGUUCACCUGAACAGUGUUCGAUCACCAUGUAGUCCUAUUCACCAAAAAAAUGUUAAAUAUUAAAAUACUUCUUAAAUAGCACAGACUUCCUCUACUGCUUUGAUCAUUUUUAAGCCAAGGUCGAAGGAAGUACCAUUGAACGUUUUUGUAUAUAAUGGAUUUACUGAAAACCAUUUCAUCUUUACAUUUGUUAUGUUAUACUAAAUAUUGUUCAGUUUUUUGUUUAAGAAAUGUUAAUAAUUCACUUACUCUUUUUCCAAUGUCCUCAUUCACUGGUUGCAAUUUGCCCUUGGCUUGUUUUGUGUUGUUUCUUUAAAGGAAUACUCCAAAUACCUAAAUCACUUUAACUUGCUGAAUUGCUUUGUGUGAAGGUGUCCUUUUUAAAAAAAAAUUAUUUAAUAAAAAGUUCAGAUUUCAAUAGAACUUUGCACUUUUAUAUAUUAACCUUGUUACACUUACCUGGCUGUCACGGAAUUGCCCAGAGCACCUGCCUUGCAAAUGCAGGUGUCAUUGAGCUGCAUUGGGAAGUCUGUGAUUGGACAGCCACAAAAAGUCUGGGAGGGGUUAGAAGGGGAGGGCUUGCAAAGGCUUCAGAUCUGCAUCUUUUGCAAGCUGUUUUUAGAUAUACUACCAAUGGGAAAAUGUAGCAAUAAAUGCAUACAUGUCUUCAUUGGGGGUAUAAUAACUAAAUCGUUAAAAUGUAUAUUGUUUUUUUUUUUCUAGUGGAGUAUUUCUUUAACAUUUUAUAACUUAAGGCAAGAAAGUUUUCACCGUGGAGAAUGGUAAAUGAAAUGUGUGCCAAAUAAAUUACAAUAUAAUGUAAACUUCAUGGCAGUAGUGUGGAAUGUUUCAUUAAAAUGUUUCAUUACUGUCUGUUUACUCUCUUGUGUAACAUCUUUUUACUCAUAGUCUAUUAAGACAUCUUUUAAGACAUUUGCAUGAAUAUGUUGAUAUGGAUUAUGUUGGAAGAUGUGGGCUAUAAUUCGAGAUUUGAUGCUAUUAGUUUAAAAGAAAAAAAUUAGACCAUCUGAUUGAAUGAAAUAUUUAAAUAGUAGAAUGAUGUUGGUUUCAGGUAGAAUUUUCUAAGGGUUCAAGUAGAAUUUUCACCGCUCAUCAAACUAUAGCACUCAACUAUCCAGACAUUAAAACACUUUUACCCUUUUAUAUUGGAGAUCUCGGUUCCUUUGUAGUCCAGUUUAUUUUACAAUGCUUUACUUGGCUUACCUGGGCAAUAGUUGUGUUUGUGAUAAAUUAACAGUAAGCUUGGCCUACUCUAGGAAUGCUAGAACUUGGCAUAGAAAUGUACAAUAAACAUAGUAGCUUUAUUCUUGUUUAAUCAAAUGCCGUGAUAGCUCAUAAUGAGAAGCUAAGACAAACAUAGGAACCGGUUGAAUAUGAACAGAUAUUGUUGUGUCCCCCUGAUAAACAAACCUUCUUCUGUACCUGGUUGCUCAGCUAGCGAGGCCACCAUUUUCUAUUAAAGGGACACUACAUUGCCCAUCCCCCUCCUCCCCCCCAAAAAAAUUAAUUUUGUAGAUAUACCCUCAGUGGGAACAUGCAUGCAUUUAAUCAUGCUUAUUUAUGUGGGGUAUAUCUAAAACGAGCUAUCAGAAGCUGCCGAUCUCUUGUCUGCUGUCUUUGCAGGCAACCUUCUAACUCCACUCAGACUUUCUGUUACUGUCCAAUCACAAACUUCCUAAUGCAGCUCAAUGAGAAGUCUUUGCAAAGCAGGUGCUCUGAGCAAUUAUUGCCUAUUGUAUUUAGCUCCACUGAACUAACCAAGCCAGGAAGUAACAGGACCGGUUGUCUGUUUGACAGCCAGGGUAGUGUAACAAGGUUUAUCUAUGAAAGUGGCAAUAUCGAAAUCUGUACUUUUUGUGAAAUGAUAACUUGCUGAAGUGCUCCAGGUGUGUGGAGUGGUCCUUUAAGGUGGGCCAUCUCUUUUUGAGGAGCAUGUGUUCUUGUUACGAUUAGUCAUGCAUUUGGAUUGGAAGAAAGAAGAUUUUGUCUAAGGCAAAGAAAAGUUUUUUUUUUUUUUUGUAAGAACAAUAAGGAUGUGGAAUUCUCUACCUGAAGAAGUGGUUUUAUCAGAGUCCAUACAGAUGUUCAAACAGCACUAGAUGCAUACUUGCAAAAACAGAAUAUUCAAGGAUAUAAUUUUUCAAUGUAGGGUAAUAGCUGCUUGAUCCAUGGAUUAAUCUGACUGCCAUUCUGGGUUCAAGAAGAAUUUUUUUUUCCUAGUUUGUUGCAAGUGCUUCAAACGGGGUUUUUAUGCCUUCUUUUGGAUAAACCGCAAAAAACAAAUGUGAGGAAGGCUGAACUUGAUGGACUCGAGUCUCUAUGUAACUAUGUAGUCUGUUUCAUAAUUUGGCCUAUCUUUUAGAUGUUUUAUAAAGACCAGUAUGGUAUAUUGACUAAUUGACUAUCCUGGUGUCUACAAUGAUAUAAUAUUGGUAAUUUGGUAAUAGUUGUUCAUUAAUCAUUAAGACUGGAAUUAUCACACAUGGGAAUUCUCCGAGACCUGUCCCAGCUAUAUAUAGCGUUUAAAGAGCUUAUUAAUGUGCUCUACUAUUUUCUUUCCAGAAAGCCAUUUAAUAAUCCCAAAAGACUAUUAUUUUCAUCUAGCAAAUUUACAGUAAAUGUAGCGGUUUUUCCUGAAACUUUUUCAUUACUGCUGACCAGUCACCAAAUCCCGUUGCCCCCAACAAAACACGAGACCAGAAUUAUGGGUAAAGGCAACGGCUUUAGCUUUAUUAACUUUUUUCAACUUUUAACAGACCAGCAUUCCAUCAAACUGUCAGCUGUUGGGUGACUUCUCCCCAACAGAUAGAUCCCGCUUCCUUGUCCAGAGUUCAUAUCAGCCUGCCUACCGCCAUCAGCCCUCGGCAGGCUCCAACUCCCCAAGCCAACUCCUCAUUUUACUUCACUUUCCAUUGCGCCGGAGCUAUGACCACUAGAAAUAACAGAACCACAAACACACACCAGAAACAAGCCAACCAUCCAAAAAAAGAAACUCUGGGAGGGUGGGAGGGAAAGAUUCAGGGUCCCUUACUCUCGUUCUGGGCGACUGGUAAGUCCCCUCUUUUGUGUCUCCUUUUUAUUCCCGUCAAACUUUCCAACAUUGUUUUAACUUUAGCCAACCUCUUACUUCUGGGCAGCAGUCGUGUCUUCCCUUCCUUGAAGUCCAGUGAAAUACUGUCAGGGACCAGGAACCAGACAGAGACAGAACUAGAUGCAAACACACCUUUAUUAAUAAAUAACAAAUAAAUAACAAAAGCAAAGUCCAGGAAUCAAGCAGGGGUCAGUCACCAGAGCGGGUAGUCAGACAAGCCAGGAUCAGGAGCACGGAGAGCAGCGGAGUCAGGAACAAGGCCGGAGUCAGGAACCAGGAGCAAACAGGAAACACAGGAACAAGGAGACUUCUGGGGAACAGGAAACCACGCAAGGGCAAGGAGGUUCUGGGAUUUGCUGCUUAAAUAGGCAGCACUGAUUAGCAGCAGGGUUGAUUACUACUCUCAGGUGAGUAACCGUGGCAACAUGCAAAAGGAGCUGAUAGUAAUUGCAGCUGAAAACUCUUUCACUGACACAGAAAGGGUUGCUGUUUAAAACAGCAAAGAAACCCUGACAGUACCUCCCCCUCAACGACUCCCCCCAUCUCUGCUGGUGGGUCCGGGCUUCAUGGGGAAGCGGGCAUGAAAGGAACGAAGGAGGGAUGGUGCAUGGACAUCAGAGGCUGGAACCCAGGAGCGUUCCUCUGGACCGUAUCCUUUCCAGUGCACCAAGUAUUGGAUCUGUCCUCUGAAGACUCGUGAGUCAAUGAUGCUGCGUAUUUCAUAUUCCUCAUGAUUGUCAACCAGAACAGGACGUGGACGUGGCACUGAGGUGGUGUAGCGAUUACAAACCAACGGUUUCAAGAGGGAAACAUGGAAAACAUUUGAAAUGCGCAUGUUAGCAGGGAGGUCAAGUGCGUAAGCUACAGGGUUAACCCUUCGAAGAAUACGAAAUGGCCCAACGUAUCGGGGUGCCAGUUUUUGUGAGGGAACACGGAGGCAUAGGUUGCGAGAAGACAGCCAGACCCUCUCUCCGACCUGAUAGGUAGGAGCAGGAAGGCGUCUGCGGUCGGCCUGGAGUUUGUAUUUCUGCAUUGCGCGUUGCAAAGAGUUCUGAACCUGCACCCAAGUGGAACGGAGUUCCCUGAGAUGUUCCUCCAAUGCCGGUAUCCCCUGUGGCAAAAACAUAUCAGGCAACAUGGACGGUUGAAACCCAUAGUUCGCCAAGAAUGGGGAUAGCCGGGAAGAGGCAUUAAUCGCACUAUUGUGGGCAAACUCCGCCCAGGGUAGCAGAUCAGACCAGUUGUUCUGGUGGUCAGAAAUGUAGCAACGCAGAAACUGUUCCAGUGUUUGGUUAGCUCGUUCUGCUGCACCAUUGGAUUGCGGGUGGUAGGCCGAGGAGAAGGAAAGCUGAAUUCCCAUUUGUGUACAAAAGGCUCUCCAAAAUCUGGACACGAACUGGCUACCCCUAUCUGAGACUAUCACUUUAGGUAACCCAUGCAAACGAAAGACCUCCCGAGCAAAAAUUGUUGCAAGUUCCUGGGAAGUAGGUAGUUUUUUCAAGGGAAUGCAAUGUGACAUCUUCGAGAAUCGGUCAACAACCAUGAGAACGACUGUAUUGCCAUGGGAGACCGGAAGAUCUACGAUAAAAUCCAUGGACAAGUGGGUCCAGGGUCGUUCACCAUUAGGUAUUGUUUGCAGGAGACCCACUGGAGGGCGUCGUGGGGUUUUAUUUUGAGCGCACACAGGACAGGCAGCUACAAAAGCGGUGACAUCCGAACGGAGACUAGGCCACCAAAAUUGCCGGGAGACGGACCAAAUUAACUGGUUUUUGCCUGGAUGUCCAGCUGCUUUGGAGUCGUGGUAUGUACUUAAUAGUUUAGUACGGAGGUUAAUCGGUACAAAACAAUGGCCAUUAGGUUUCUCUGGAGGAGCAUUAAUUUGUGCAGCCAGAAUCUCCUCGCCUAGGGGUGAUGUGAGGCUAGUGCGGAUGGUUGCCAGUAUAUGGUCCGGAGGAAUCACAGGAGUAGGGGUUAUCUCCUCUCUGGAUGGAGGGGAGAACUGUCGAGACAAGGCAUCAGCCCGAAUGUUUUUAGUACCGGCAAGUAAGAAACCACAUAGUUGAAUCUUGAUAGGAAAAGAGCCCAUCUAGCUUGCCGGGGGGAAAGCCGCUUAGCCUCGGAAAGAUAUGUAAGAUUCUUGUGGUCUGUGAGGAUGAGGAUUGGCACUGAAGUACCUUCAAGAAGGUGCCUCCAUUCUUUGAGAGCUAAAAUUAUGGCUAGAAGUUCUCUAUCACCAAUCUGGUAAUUGCAUUCCGCCGGGUUCAAUUUCCUCGAGAAAUACCCGCACGGAUGCCUGGAGCUCUCAGGGUUAGGACGUUGAGACAGGAGGGCGCCUACUCCUGUCUCAGACGCAUCGACUUCCAGAAUGAAUGGUAAGGCAGGGUUAGGGUGUGCCAGUAUAGGAGCAGCAGCAAAGGCGACUUUGAGAGACUCAAAGGCAGUAAUGGCUUCCUGUGACCAAUGCUGUGGAUCAGCAUCUCUCCUGGUCAUGUCCGUGAGAGGUUUAACCAAGGAAGAAAAGUUGCGUAUGAACUUCCGAUAAUAAUUGGCGAAGCCCAGAAAACGUUGUAUAGAGCGAAGACCCGUAGGUCGAGGCCAUUUUAGUACAGCCGAAAGUUUCUCUGGAUCCAUAGAGAAUCCAGCAUCUGAGAUAACAUAUCCCAAGAAUGUGACCUGUUUGCAGUUAAACUCACAUUUCUCCAAUUUGCAGAACAGAUUAUUUUCUCUAAGUCUCUGUAGAACACGAGAAACGUCUGCGUGAUGGUUCUCGAGAGAUGUGGAAUGGAUAAGAAUAUCAUCAAGAUAAACCACCACACAUUGCUGCAGCAUAUCUCGCAGGACGUCGUUUAUAAAUUCUUGGAAAACCGCCGGAGCAUUGCAAAGACCAAAGGGCAUUACUAGGUAUUCGUAAUGGCCGCUCCUGGUGUUAAAUGCGGUUUUCCAUUCGUGGUCCUUUUUUAUCCGGACGAGAUUAUAUGCCCCUCUCAGAUCAAGUUUAGUGAAGACCGUUGCUCCCUUGAGGCGGUCAAAUAACUCCGUGAUCAAUGGAAUGGGGUAGGCAUUCUUAAUAGUAAUGCGAUUGAGACCCCUAUAGUCGAUACAGGGUCUCAACUCGCCAUCUUUUUUUUUCACAAAGAAAAAGCCGGCCCCGGCAGGAGAAGAUGACUUCCGAAUAAAUCCCUUAGCAAGUGCAUCGGUAACAUACUCCUCCAUGGCUCGAUUCUCUGCUACAGACAGUGGAUAAAUCCGGCCACGGGGAGGAAUGGCACCAGGUUGGAGUUCGAUACCACAGUCAUACGGACGGUGCGGUGGCAGAACGCUGGCUUGACCUUUAUCAAAUACAUCUUGGAAUUCUUGGUACUCAGCGGGUAAGGAAGAGGCAGAACAUGUGCCCAAAACUUUGACCGGUUUCUGGAGACAGGAAAAUGUGCAUUGCUGGGACCAUGAUAAUAUCUCAGCUUUGCGCCAAUCAAUUAUGGGGUUAUGCUUCUGUAACCAAGGGUAUCCCAAAACAACCUGGUAAUAUGGAGAGGAAAUGACCUGGAAUUGGAUCGUCUCAUGAUGUAGAGCCCCUACAGCCAGAGAUAUGGGCACGGUUUCUUGGGUCACGUGGGUUGGCUGUAUUGGUCUGCCAUCGAUGGCUUCGAAGGCUAGUGGAAAGUCGCGAGGCUGUAAGGGUAUAGAGUGCUUUGAUGCAAAUGCACAAUCUAUAAACAAGCCUGCGGCCCCAGAAUCAAGAAAUGCCCGGGUUUUAAUGGAUGAAUCAGGCCAGGAGAGGAUAAUAGGCACCAAGGGUUUGCCCACAUAUAUCUUUGGGUCUGCAGAAAGACCACCUAAGAUCUGCCCCUGACAGUAUCUUGGGUGCGGGCCCUUUGCCGGACGAAUCGGGCAAAACUUUAACAUGUGACCGUGGUGUCCGCAGUAUAGGCACAGGCCCUCCCUCCUCCUAAAGGCUCUCUCCUCAACCGAGAGGCGUGAGAAGCCUAACCGCCUUGGCUCCACACAGACAGAGGACUCAGGACCAGGAGGCAUGGGAGGUGAGGGAGGUUUGGGUGGGCAAGAAAAGCUCGGUGCCAAAUAUACAGGAGGCCUCCGCAGGCGCUCCCUGGAUGAGGAUCUCUCUCGGAGUCUGAUGUCAAUGAGGGUGACAACUGAUAUCAGUUCCUCGAGAUCUUUAGGUAAUUCUCUGGCUGCAAUCUCAUUUUUAAACACAUCGGAGAGGCCCUGUGCAAAGGCAGCCACGAGAGUCUCGUUGUUCCAGCCACCCUCUGCUGCCAUGGUACGGAAUUCACUGGCAUACUCGACAAUAGUUUUUGUGCCCUGAGCAUUAGACAAGAGUAGUUCGGCAGUAGGGGUGGAGCGAGCUGGAAUAUCAAAAACCCUUUUAAAGGACGCAACAAAUUCAGGGUAAUUGUAAAUAAUAGGCUUCUCUGCCUCCCAGAGAGGUUUUGCCCAAGCUAGGGCCUUUUCAGACAGCAAGGAAAUCAUGAAGUGAACUUUGUCACUGUCUGUAGGAAAUGCCUGGGGCAGGAUUUCAAGGUAUCCUUUAACCUGAUUUAUAAAUUCUUUGCACUGAGCUGGGUUGCCCCCAAAACACUGAGGGAGCGGGACAGACCCAGUCAUUCCUCUAGCCGCUACAGGUUUGGGGGCUACAACCGGUGCUAGAACAGGAAGUGAGGCAGAGACGGCCGCAAUCGCAGGCUGGCCGGGUACUGGAUCCAGAUGGGCAUACUGGUCCAAAUAGUGGUUCUGCUGGUCCCACCGGGUAAGUAGGUUAGGUAUAGGUGUCUUGCCUGUACCAUCUGUAUUCAUGGCCCUUGCGUAAUGUCAGGGACCAGGAACCAGACAGAGACAGAACUAGAUGCAAACACACCUUUAUUAAUAAAUAACAAAUAAAUAACAAAAGCAAAGUCCAGGAAUCAAGCAGGGGUCAGUCACCAGAGCGGGUAGUCAGACAAGCCAGGAUCAGGAGCACGGAGAGCAGCGGAGUCAGGAACAAGGCCGGAGUCAGGAACCAGGAGCAAACAGGAAACACAGGAACAAGGAGACUUCUGGGGAACAGGAAACCACGCAAGGGCAAGGAGGUUCUGGGAUUUGCUGCUUAAAUAGGCAGCACUGAUUAGCAGCAGGGUUGAUUACUACUCUCAGGUGAGUAACCGUGGCAACAUGCAAAAGGAGCUGAUAGUAAUUGCAGCUGAAAACUCUUUCACUGACACAGAAAGGGUUGCUGUUUAAAACAGCAAAGAAACCCUGACAAGUACUUUAUUAUGAUGGCCAUUUAGGUAUUGCUUCUGUUUAACCAAACCUUAAAAAGCUGUCAGCAGGCAAGCAAAACAUGUGAUUUACAUCGCCUACAUAUAUCUUUAACGUGAACAUACUUAAAGUGGCUCGCUUAUUUUGCAAAGAUUCCAAAUGGUGACUGGUCCACUUGCUGUACAGUGGACUGUGAGUGCAAAUGAAAGUCGUUUUUACUUACCUGAAACGGUCCUACGUGGACACCACUAUCUCCUGCAAAUGUAGAAUUCCUGACAAUUCUCACUACAGUAUAUAACCCAGCAAAUGCAUUUUCCUACCAUAGUUCCAUACCUCCAAACAUUUGAAAUGGGCAAAGUAAGACACUAUAAUAUUAGGAAUGUGAGUGGGGGUGUAGCCAUAGGCGAGCUGUUCUGAGAAAUGUUAGGUGACUUACUAAUAAUAAAAUGUCAACUAAAAUGUCAUUUGGAACAGGAGCAAUGCAUAUUAUUUACACAGACUGAUUUCUAAACAUAUUCUUGUUUAAAGACACAUUCCUGUGGGUAUUGUUUCUGUGGAGUUUAUACACUCAGACACAUAGGCGUGCGCACGGGGUGUGCCGGGUGUGCCGUGCCUAUGGUUUGAGUCCUGCAGGAACAGCGUUCCUGCACUUUUUUUUGAGCAGGAACGCUGUUCCUGCAGGCACUCAGCGCCCCCUGUCUCACCUCUUGCCCCUGUCAUGGGGAGGGCAAGAGGUGAUGGAUACCCCCCUCUCUGCAUCUCAGCCGCGGCGAGGGAGCUGUCUGAUGUCAUAUUCCGGCUCCCAGCUACAGUAGACAGCCCGCGCGUCGAGAGGUAGCAGAGAGCAGUCAGCUCCCUCGCCGCAGCUGAGAUGCAGACAGGCGCCCGCCCCACUGGACCCCAGGGAAAAGUCCACGCCAGCACUCCAGGUAGGGAGGCUGGGUGGACAUUUUAUUAUUAAAAUAUAAUAAUUUGUAUGUGUGUGUGUGUGUGUGUCUGUGUGUGUGAAUGUGUAUGUGAAUGUGUGAGUGUGUGUAUGUGAGUGUAUGUGUGUGUGUCUGAAUGUGUCUGUGAGUGUGUGUGUGUGUGUACGCUGCAUAUAUAUAUAUAUAUAUAUAUAUAUGCACACACACGUGUAUAUUAUUUUUUUUGGGGGGUGGGAAUCCCGAUCUCCCCUGUCAGCUCACACAGAGCCGGCGGGGAGACCAAAUAUCUACCUCACCGGCCCACAGCAGCAUGAAGGGAGGCAGGAGAGGACCCAGGGAGCUCUAGACAGAAGCUCCGCCAGGUUCCUCUUGCGUUAUCUGAGCGUUGCUGUGGCAACGCUCAGAUCUCGCGAGAGUUAACUCUAGCCCCGCAGGCUAGAGCUCACUCUCCACUGGACCACCAGGGAUGGCACAUGGCAGCAAGGAUUUACUAAUCUGCCCCCACCUCCACAAUCCCUCCAAACAUACAGCACCUACACACAUACAGCUCACACACACACAGUACACUAACCGCACCCUCAUAAACAUACACAGCACCUUUAAAAAAAACACAACACCCUCACAAACACACACACACAAAGAGCAUCCUCACAAAUACACGACACUCACACAAACAGCACCCUCACAGGACAAACACACACACACAAACAACCUCACACACAAACAGCACAGUCACAAACACACACAAACACCGUCACAUCACACUAACAGCACCCUCACACACACAUCACACUAACAGCACACAGCACCCUCACACAGCACACUAACAGCACACACAGCAGUGUAUGUGUGUGUGUGUGUGUAUGUAUAUAUAUAUAUAUAUAUAUAUGCAAUAGGCUGCGCACGCCUAUGCUCAGACAUACCUAUACUACUGUAACUCCUACAAAAGAGGAACAUCAAAAUAGAAAAGGGAUAAGGGGGACUUGGGCCCAACCUAUGGACUGCCUCUCUUAAAUAGGUACACUUGGAAAGUAUGCAUUUCAACAUGUUUUUGCUUUUCUUUUUUUUCGUGGAAAAAUACUUGAAUUUUCCUCCAAUCUAUCUAAGCUGUCCCAUCACUAAUCAGCAUGUGACUCAAAGUGUUACUGCCCUUCAAAAAAAUAUCUGUGAGUUGUAAAUUCUCUGGUUUGUAACUAGAGCUUAAUUAGCUAUUCAGUAACCAAGGUGGUUGCAUAUGGCCCGGGCUCAGCUGGCCCCUUUUGAGUCAGCAAGGAUAUCAAAAGAUUUUCUUCCACAGCCUUGCACUGCCUCACUUCAAUGAGGUUGUGUGGUCUGUACCAAUACUAGGUACAGGCCACUUUCACACACAAAACUUGUUCAACACACACCGCUCACAGAAGCAGUGUCAAUGGCUCUUGGAGGCCCUGGGCAACCUUAGUCUUGCUCUGCUUGUAAACCACAUCCACAUCAGCAUGCUGAACCCAUUAAAGCUAUUGUAUGAUCUUACUGGAAAGUAUUGCUGCUUGUCCAGGUGCCCACGCAACUAAUGCUGUGGAAGCAAACGUUGUGCUCCAUUGAUGUGUUGAGGUGCUUGUUGCACAUGCCAGAAACCGGAUGCAUUAAAUCAGAUUGGAUUUCCUCAUGCUCCAGCUCCAGGAAAGCAGCUCUUAUUUAAUAUUCACAUGAUUUCCUGGCAACACAAUACUACCUUUACUCCCUUCUUAAACUGCUCUCAUUUAGCAAAUAAUCCGUUGGCAAGUCAAUUAACGUGUUUUCCUCCCCCUCCUUCCCUUGAGGGUAUAUUCUAGAGCUAAGAUUACUUGUCCUCUUUAACAUACCUCAUAUAAAAUCAAUACUGGAAAAUGACAUGGGGAGAGUGGUCUAAAAGGAUUCCUUUCAGGGAUGCAGUGCAUGAGCAGGAAAAGCACCAACUGACUUUAGGUGGCUGCCUGGAGCCAGGGCCGGACUGGCCUACCGGGAAAUUUCCUGGUGGGCUGCUGCACCUUGGGCUGACCGACAGCCUUAAUUAUCAUGCUCCUGUAAUCUAAGUAUUUUCCUCUCUGACUGUACCAGCAUGUGUCAGUCCGAGGGGAGUAAAGAGGGAGGAGCUAAGAGGCUGGUGCGGCCGGAGGGAGACCUGUCAGUUUCCCUUCGAAAUGUACAGCAAUUUUGGCCACAAGCCCCGCCCUCACAUGCAAGUUCCGCUUCCUGUACACAAACCCUGUUCCCACGCACUUUGCUGGCAAAAUGGCAAUUUCACCUGACAGUGCCAGGUAAGCUUCAACCAUGACCUUUAUUGUGUGCCUGCUACUGAGAGUUUGUGUGUGCAUCUGCUACUGAGAGUUUGAGAGAGCUUGUGUGUGUGUGCGCCUGCUAGUGAGCGAGCUUGUGUGUGUGUGCGCCUGCUAGUGAGAGCUUGUGUGUGUGUGCCCCUGCUAGUGAGAGAACUUUUGUGUGUGUGCGCGCCUGCUAGUGAGAGAGCUUUUGUGUGUAUGUGUGUGCGCCUGCUAGUGAGAGCUUUUGUGUGUAUGUGUGUGCACCUGCUAGUGAAAGCUUGUGUGUGUUUGUCUGUUCCUGUGCUUGCUAGUGAGAGCUUGUGUGUAUGUGUGCCUGCUAGUGAGAGUGCUUGUGUGUUUGUGUGUGCCUGCUAGUGAGAGAGCUGGUGUUUGUGUGCCUGCUUGUAAAUGUGACCGUUUGUGUGUGCCUUCUAGUGAGUGAGCUUGUGUGUGUGUGCCUGCUAGUGAGUGAGCUUGUGUGUGCGCGCGCACCUGCUAGUGAGUGAGCUUGUGUGUGUACGUGUGUCAUUGGUUAUAGCUCUACUAAUCGGUGCAUACCGCUCAUGAAUUCUUUCAGAUUGUUUUUAAACAGUUUGAUAAAGCCUGGGGUUCUCCACUGCAAAUAUAAUCAGAUUCCUCUAACGCAAGGUUUUAGAAACAUAGAAACAUAGAAUGUGACGGCAGAUAAGAACCAUUCGGCCCAUCUAGUCUGCCCAAUUUUCUAAAUACUUUCAUUAGUCCCUAGCCUUAUCUUAUAGUUAGGAUAGCCUUAUGCCUAUCCCACGCAUGCUUAAACUCCUUUACUGUGUUAACCUCUACCACUUCAGCUGGAAGGCUAUUCCAUGCAUCCACUACCCUCUCAGUAAAGUAAUACUUCCUGAUAUUAUUUUUAAACCUUUGUCCCUCUAAUUUAAGACUAUGUCCUCUUGUUGUGGUAGUUUUUCUUCUUUUAAAUAUAGUCUCCUCCUUUACUGUGUUGAUUCCCUUUAUAUAUUUAAAUGUUUCUAUCAUAUCCCCCCUGUCUCGUCUUUCCUCCAAACUAUACAUGUUAAGAUCCUUUAACCUUUCCUGGUAAGUUUUAUCCCGCAAUCCAUGAACCAGUUUAGUAGCCCUUCUCUGAACCCUCUCUAAGGUAUCAAUAUCCUUCUGAAGAUACGGUCUCCAGUACUGUGUACAAUACUCCAAGUUAGGUCUCACCAGUGUUCUGUACAAUGGCAUGAGCACUUCCCUCUUUCUACUGCUAAUACCUCUCCCUAUACAACCAAGCAUUCUGCUAGCAUUUCCUGCUGCUCUAUUACAUUGUCUGCCUACCUUUAAGUCAUCAGAAAUAAUCACCCCUAAAUCCCUUUCCUCAAUGUUGAGGUUAGGACUCUAUCAAAUAUUCUGUACUCUGCCCUUGGGUUUUUACGUCCAAGAUGCAUUAUCUUGCACUUAUCCACAUUAAAUGUCAGUUGCCACAAUUCUGACCAUUUUUCUAGUUUACCUAAAUCAUUUGCCAUUUGGCUUAUCCCUCCUGGAACAUCAACCCUGCUACAUAUCUUAGUAUCAUCAGCAAAAAGACAUACCUUACCAUCAAGACCUAGACGCAUAUCAUCAUAUCUAUUCCAGGUGUGGCAUUGUGCCAGUGACUCGUUCACAGGGAAAAGUAAGGGGUGGCCACAUAAUAUCUAGACCAUGUUUAUAUCAAACUGCUCAGAAUCUCAGUAUGCUAGUGAGUGAGCUUGUGUGUGUGUGUGUGUGUGUGUGUACAUGCUAGUGAGUGAUCUUGUGUGUGUACAUGCUAGUGAGUGAACUUGUGCGUGUGUGUGUACAUGUUAGUGAGUGAGCUUGUGUGUGCAUGCUAGUGAGUGAGCUUGUGUGUGUGUAUGUGUGUGCGCCUGUUAGUGAGUGAGCUUCUGUGUGUGUGCCUGCUAUUGAGUUAGCUGAUGUGUGUGUGACUGCUAGUGAGUAAGCUUGUGGGUGUGUGUUUUCCUGCUAGUGAGUUAGCUUGUGUGUGUGCCUGCUAGCAUGUGUGUGUCAGUGAGCUUGUCUGCAGUAGCUUUCCUGUGGGGAACGUGUGUGUCAAUGAGCUUUUCUUUAUUGAGCAUGUUUGCAUGCUUUUCUGUAGGGAGCAUGCGUGUGUCAACAAGCUUUUCUGUAGGGAGCACGUGUGUGUCAGUGAGCUUUUCUGUAGGGAGCAUGCGUGUGUCAACAAGCUUUUCUGUAGGGAGCACGUGUGUGUCAGUGAGCUUGUCUGUAGUGAGCAUUUGUGUGACAGUGAUCUUGUCUGUUGUGAGCUUGUGUGUAUCAGUGAGCAUGUGUGUGUGUCUGUUGUCUGUUGUGAGCUUGUGUAGUUUGUCUGUACUGUGUUUGUGUGUUUACCAAUACGCUUGUCUGUGUGUGUCAGUGAGCCUAUGUGUGUGCAUCUGUAAGCUUGUGUUUUUAUGUAUAUCAGUGAGAUUGUUUAGCUGUGUAUCAAUGAGCUUGUGUGUGUCAGUGAUAUUGUCUGUGUCUGCAUGUGAGUAUGCUUACUGUAUAAUUGUUUUCCUCUGAAAGGACCAAUAUUUUAUAUUAGAAAAAGAAAUAUAUAUAUAUGUGUGUGUGUGUGUGUAUAUAUAUAUAUAUAAUGUGUUUAUAUAUUACGCAAUGUUAUAUAUUACAUGUGACAAUAUAUGGCGCAAUGACUCCUGGGGCUGGCAUAGAUUUUUUUUUUUUUCCCAGGGCUGCUUUGUAUCCCCAGUCCGGCCCUGCCUGGAGCCCAAUGAUUAGACUUUGCCCCAUUCACUAUCCAUAUGUGAAGAAAGAAAGGGGGAAGGACCCAAACUGAUAACCUGUUUGGGGCCCUUUAGGAUCUUAAGUUGUCUCUUAUUACAUGGUUUCCAGCUGUCUCAACACUUAUAUUGUGUCUUUACUGGGAUUCUCAAACAAAUGCUAUAGAAAUGUGAUAGUCUGUUCUACCGUAUGGGGUACAGGGUGUCCAUAUCUUCAUGAAUGUGCAAUAAUAUGCCAUAGGCAAGAAGCUUCACAAGUAUAGAAAAGAAAACAGUCCGUUUGUCAUUCUAUAUAUGUUGGGAUUUCAAUUAAAUUCCAAAAUAUAUAUUUUAUUGAGUUGGUAUUUCAAUUAAACCCCCAUGUAAUUUAUGGGGAUCAAUGUGUUAAAGGAUCAAUGAAAUGAAGUGGUCUGAGUGCCUAUAGUGUCCCUUUAAUCGCUGUAGCGAUCGGGUCCGUUUAAUCGGAGAAAAUAUGAAUAUUUAUGUAUUUUCAAUACAAUGACCUCCAACAAUUCUUACUGCACUUUUUUUUGUGAAAACAACAAGCAUCACAACCUGGUACCCAACAAUAUUUUGGAUAAUGCUGGUUUCCCUUAUAAGAUGUGUCACCAGCACUGAUAAACAAGUAUCUAGCUACUCGCCCCGAGGAGUAGAUGUCACCAUGAUAAUGUGAGCUGGAUGCUCUUAUUGAAAGGAAUUUAGGAAUAAUAGGUAGGUGUGGGUGCAGGUUUGAUUACACAAUACAUUUUUUUUUGGAUGCCAAGAACACUGAUAUAACAAGAGAACGUAUUUAUUCAACAUAAUUUGUAGAUAGGAAGAACUGGCACUGGUCGGAACAGAAGGGUAGCUGAUAACAGCAAUAAAAGCUUUUCUGAGUAAUAAUAUCCUUCUUGAAUGAAGGACUAUUCUUCUCUACACAGCACCAAUAUGGGUGUUGGCCCAUAAUUAUGUGCGUCUCUCUUCAGCCUCUUGUUUUCAAUGGGUAGUGUGAACAGCCCCCUAACUACACCCAGGAAUGACUGAAUUUAAUGGCAGGCGGCUGUGGCAGCAUUCAAACUAAGCUGUUGCCAAUACUUUCCCUUUCUUAAGACCUACUGUAAAUUGACAGAAACCCCAGCCUGGGGAAAAAGCCUGGAGAUAAUUACCGGAUAAGGGAGGAAACACCACAGCAGCAGUGGUGUUUAGGUAACUUAUUGCUCAAAGUAAAUCUGAACAGUAAUGAAUGCAAGCUUUUCAGGUCUCGCCAUUCUCCUAUGCCGUGUUACCUGCACAAAGUUGAUACUUCAGUGGUCUUACACACCAGUUAAGCAGUUUUUGUCUGUCUGAUUUUUGUAUGUAAAUAAAUUACAAAAUUGUGGCACUAGCACAAUGUCUAACUUUUACCAAUUUUAACUACAUUUCUAAAUUAAUUAUCAAACACUUUUCUAUUCUUUCUUGUGCAAAUUACCCUAUAACUCUUUUUUUUUUUUUUCUCAUCCAAAAUCAUUAUUUAAGACCAUUUUAUAAAGAUACAUAAACAUAGACUGGCCAAGAAGAGAGGUACGAUGGAAACAGAGUGUCUCCCCGCUUGACGCGUGGAUGUAAAAUUGAGUCUGAGUAACUAUUGUACAAGUUAGAUUAUAUUUGUGGAAUGAAAUUCCAGAGUCAGUUUAGAUACCCAUUUCUCGGGUUUGUAAAGCCAUGGUUCCCCGUGCAAUGGGUCCAGGUAGUAUCUCUAUGAUAUGAUUAGGGAGAAGGAGUUAAAGAGCAAGGUAAAGAGAGAGAAGAAUUAAAGAAAGAAGAGGGAGAUGGAAAAUUUCAAGGGGAGAGAGGGUAAGUGAUUGUGGUGUAUGUGUUUGAUGUUGUCUAGGUAGAGGGACCCUAGAUAGAUAGUAUCCAGGGUGUUCAAGUGCACUCCAUUACUCUUCCUCUAAGACAAAAUUUUUUCUAUAGCCACUUAUCCUUUCACAACUGGGUUACUGUCUUAUGCACUGGUUUAUCUGAUGACCGUGCUCAACCCAUAUAAUCCAUCCUCAACUAGGAUGACAAACCAUCCUCAACAAGAAUAAUUUUCCUUUCCUCUAAAACAGCACCCACCCCUAAGCUAUGAAAUCCCCAAUUGUAGAGUACCAUACAAAAACGAAUUUAAUUGGUUCAAUACUCCUAUCUCUAUUCUUUAUUCAAUAUGUUAUACUGCACUAUAAGCCUGUAGGUUCCCAAAGGUUAGUCCAUGAUGGAUAUUUUAUUGCUACACAAACCUCUGUGGCAAUAUCUGGAUUAUUUUUUAUCGCUGCCCUUUCUCUUCUAUUGCAAUGUAAAUGUCAUUCAAACAACUUUUAAAUGUCACAUUGUGUUAAUAAACAAAGUUGGUUUACCUUACGUUUUAACAGAACAACAAGCCUGCACUUUCUCUCCUCUUCGUAGGCAUAUCUGACUUCCAUUCCCAUCCAGAUUAUAUAAUUUGCUGUGAAGUCAGCCCUAAUAAUGUAAAUAGAGGUAUAACUGUGUGGCAAGGUGACAAAAACCCACACCAGCCAUUUGGAACACUGUGACAAAAGGUAUGGUAAACACCCCUUACCAAUGCAGGAGUACUUUACUGCUAACCUUUAAUAGAGCCUUCUUUAAACUGGCUCUAGGCAUUCAGGCUCAUGUAUCUUAACUGAGACACUUCCUUCCUUGAAAACCAGACCCAGCUCAUGUACGAGGCCACAGGACUCCAAAUGCAGUAUAGUCAGAGUAAAAUAUUUAUUUAUUACAAAAAAAUAAACAGUAAAAUCAAAUUUUAAACAAAUCAAAACAAACUAAAUAGAGAGUCCUAAGGCAAUCCCAUCCAACGCGUUUCGCCAUCAUAACUGCUUUCUCCAUCAGAUGUGUACCAUUGCUUAUUCAUACUUUUUGUCUUAAAGCUCACUGAAUUGGCUGGUAUGGAUUUUUGUCACCUUGCCACACAGCUAUACUUCUGUUUGCAUGUUGAGUACAUUUUGGGUAUGUAUUUCAGCUCUAUUCAAUACUUAUAAGCACCUAUUUGCCACAGAUAUUGCUUGUUUUGAUAUCUUUAUCAUUAUGUAUUAAUUUUGUAUUACUUCCUAUCAUAGCAUCAUUGCAACUAGUCUAGUGCACUAACUGUAUAUCCAUUUUACUGUGAUAUAACCAAUAAGGUGUCAAGUAUAGCUGUCAUUGCCAAAUAAGAAGCAUAUUCACUUAUUUAUAAUAGAUAAAACCAGAAGUCCCAAACAUCCCGAUUUCUUCAGGGCAGCCGAUUAUCGGUUCCAACUUUGUUCCACCAGUUACACCAAGUAACUGUCCUCAGCAAGCGCAGAGUGAGCGAGUCGUUAGACAAGCACUUACUAUGCUCAGGGCAUUAGGGCCUGCCAGAGAACUUUGAAAUUGUGCUCCUGCAUGUCCUACCCUCAGUGGGCCAGCCUGGAUGAUGGACAGGCAGCCUGUCAUGCAGUCAUGCCAGGCUGACCUGCCAAUCAUUUGGGUGGACUCGCCCUCUUUCUGGUUUUACCUAUUUAAAAAGACUGCGAUAGCACAAUGUUUUUAUAUGAACAAUGGCUGAAUAAUUUGAUAAAUUACAAGAAAAGCAAUCCUCCUUGGAUAAUAUAAGCUCAUCUCAGAUAAGACAAGAACAUUUUAGUACAAGGGAUAAGGAACUAAAAAUAUAAUGUGGAUUAUACUCUUUUCCUUAAAGGACCACUAUAGGCACCCAGACCACUUCAGCUUAAUGAAGUGGUCUGGGUGCCUGGUCCAGCUAGGGUUAACAAUUUUUUUUUUAUAAACAUAGCAGUUUCAGAGAAACUGCUAUGUUUAUGAAUAGGUUAAUCCAGCCUCUAAAGCCUCUAGUGGCUGUCUCAUUGACAGCCGCUAGAGGCGUUUGCGUGCUUCUCACUGUGAAAAUCACAAUGAGAAGACGCAAGCGUCCAUAGGAAAACAUUAUGAGACUGGCUGAAUGCGCGCGCAGCUGCUGCCGCGCAUGCGCAUUCAGCCGAAGAGGAGGAGAGGAGGCGGAGAGGAGGAGGAGAGCUCCCAGCCCGGUGCUGGAGAAAGAGGUAAGUUUAACCCCUUCCUCUCCAUCCAGCCCGGUGGGAGGGGGACCCGGAGGGUGGGGGCACCCUCAGGGCACUAUAGUGCCAGGAAAACAAGUAUGUUUUCCUGGCACUAUAGUGGUCCUUUAAGUUACUUUUCCCUGCUGAAAAUUAUUUUUUCAAAACAUGAAUCCCCAUAGAAAGGCUGAUCGAACUUGGAAUCCAACAUUGUGUGUCUGCAUUCCAACCUCACAAGUUUCUUGAAUAUGGUGAGACAGUUUGGCUUUGAUACUCCUGUCGUACUCCUUUUGCUUUUCAUAGGCACCAGAGGCAAUCAACAAUGAAAUUUAAAAGGACUAUAAUCACUGAAAGAAUUUUAGCUUAAUGGCGUGGUUUUGGUGUAUAGAUCAUGCCCCUGCAGUCUAACUGCUCGUUUAACAGAGCAGGAGAUAACUUGCAAGUAAACACACUGUGCUGUCGCAUCCGAUUAAAAAUGUUUUCAAGUAGCUGUGUGAAUCACAGUUUUAGUGCUUAGAGUAUAAUUUUAAGUGUAUCAAUGAAUGUACUCAAAGCAGCACUGGAUCUUUUUCAUGUGCUCUGCUCAUGCAAAAGUACUUCUACAGUACUGUUAAUGCAACCCUGCUUAGCGGGCAAGUUGCAUAUCAAGCUCUGAAGACUAUUCGCCCCACUUGUUCACUGACAUUUUCCCUCCAUAUAACAGUACCCCCACCCUCUCAUUUCACAAGUUGUCUUGCACAUUAUAUCUCCAAAUCUCAUACUUUUUUUUUGUCUCAUGCUUAUUUUUAGUUUGAAAAGAAAAAAUGAUUUCUUUAAUUUGUAGCACUGUAACUGAAAGCUGGUGCCUUACUUUUCGCUUUAUUUCUUGUUUUGUUCAGUCUACCAAAAUAUUAAUCCACCAAAGUCAAAGAUUAUAUGUUAAGGUGGAACUUGCCUGUUAGCUAGUUUUGAUUACCUUCACCAAAAGAGAAGGACAAAUGUAGAUAACUAGGUAUUAUAUCCUGCUGAUGAGCUCUGGUCAAUCUCGAAAAGAACAGGCCUUCAAUAAAUGUAUCUAAAUGGGAUUCUGCAUGACCAUUUCCAUCUCCGUUAUUGAUGUGUUCUUUUUGUUUUUCAGAUUUUUAAUAGAUAAAUCAGGAUAACUUUGAAUAACAUUAAUUUGGAUAACAUUUUCUGUUGAAAUAUGAAGACAAAAACUAGAGCAGGUAGGAGAAGACUGGAAGCUGACCAGGACGAGGAAAGUCAGGGCCAUCAAACGUCAAGUGAGGAAGACACUGGUCUAUUGUACAAGGAAAAUGGCAAAAGCAAAAAUCAAGAUUCUGUAAAAAGUAAAAGGAGAAAACAGUCAUCCAGUGGGAAGGAGCACAGUGUCCGCAGACUAGAGAGCAACGAACGAGAGCGGCAGAGGAUGCACAAACUUAAUAAUGCAUUUCAAGCUUUAAGAGAAGUCAUCCCUCAUGUCAGAGCAGAGAAGAAAUUAUCCAAAAUUGAAACACUUACACUGGCAAAAAAUUAUAUAAACACUUUGACGGCUACUAUAAUAAACAUGACCAGUGGAUCGUUGCCCACAACUCAGGGAACUGGCACAGACAUUGGAGGCAAAUUCUAUCAGCAUUACCAGCAACAACAUGGAGAGGAGGACAACGAUGAACAUUUGAAAAAGUACUCUACACAAAUUCACAGCUUCCGACAAGGUAGCUGAUAUAAAACCACCUGGUUUUGACUUUCCUUUUUUUUUCCUUUUUCUUUGAGAUGGGCAUGAAUACGAAGGGACAUACUUCAAAAAUGUAUAUUAUACUCCUGUUUUUACCAAUCAGUGAAACAUUAAAUUGCCGUUGGAUGUAAAGCAUAUUUUAGAAAAUGUAAAUAACUUAGGUUAAUUAGAGUUGGACAAUCGUAUUGGAAAUUGUGAUUAGGCUGAUUUGAUAUGCUUCUCAAACCAGUUUCCAUAGAAUAACAAUCAAUAAUUUAGAGACUACCCCCACUCUAUUCUAAACGCUAAAUGAGUAAAAUGUGGACAGUUGGUGGUUUUGAGAACUGAUUUGAGAAGCACUGUUUUGGAGAACAAUUCUGCAAAUUAAUAUUACAUUAAAUUGUGAAGAUUACAUAGAAAUCUGAGGGCAGUUAUUGCUUUUUUAAUUCAAGAGGAUUGUAUAUAUAAAAAUAAUCUAGUAUUGUCAGAAUGUAAAAUAUUUUAGAUUGAAGAUGUAGGCUUUUUAAUAUUUGUAAGAUCUGGAGGCACAGUUUGUCAGUGCUCAAUUAAAGAAGGGGAAGCAAUGAGCAGGAUUUGAGGGUAGAACAAAAAUGCUUCCCCCCAGCUCAUGCUCAUCUUGUGAAAAAGUAUUUUUACAUUUAAAUAUUUUAAUUGGGAACUGGCAGGAAGAGAGUAAUGUAGGUAUUUUUAACCUUUGAGUUUUCCUUAAUUGGUUUAUAUUCAGGACCUCAACUUUUUAAAAUUAAAUAAAAAUAAGAGAAAAAAAAAUCCUUUAAACUCACCUGUCCCCUCACAGCAGUCACUCCGCCUCUGAUGAGAUCAUCAUGCUUGAUGAUAUCUGUCCAAUCCAAUACUUUUAAUUGAGACCAUCUCAAAAAUGGCAGUUUUGCAUUUCCCAAGAAAAGUAACAAUGUCUCAGUAUUAAAACCACUAUAAUAAAAUGCAGUGGUUUGGGAGCUUAGCAUGUCCCUUUCUUAAUAUUGAAUUUAUAAGAAAAAUAAAGCAAGCUUUUUCGAGACGCUCAGCAUUGCACACAAUAGCUGGGCAGAAAGCCACAUACAGUCAGGUCCAUAAAUAUUGGGACAUCAACACAAUUCUAAUCUUUUUGGCUCUAUACACCACCACAAU